AUGGAAGAAACCAAAGAGGGUCCCCAAAUCAUCAAAGAGCCCGAGCACUCGCCCAGCCAAAAUGUUGGAAAGAAGCCUGAUGUCGCUCCAACGGCCGCUGCCAUCGAUUACCCAGGCGGUGUUAGUUUGAUCAUCCUCUUUGCUGGUCUCUUUCUUGCUGCUCUUUGCGUUGGCCUUGAUCGCACCAUCGUUGCCACUGCUAUUCCUAAAAUCACGAGCGACUUCAAUUCUCUCGACGACGUGGGCUGGUACGGCUCCGCAUAUCUCCUAACGAAUUGCUGCUUCCAGCUUUUCUUUGGCAAGCUAUAUGCUGAAUUCCACAUCAAAUGGGUUUUUCUCGGCGCGCUUCUCAUUUUUGAAGUCGGGUCCAUUGUAUGUGCCACGGCACCCACGUCGGUAGCUUUGAUCGUAGGCAGAGCAGUGGCAGGAAUAGGAGGCUCUGGAAUUGUUUCUGGGGCGCUGAUUAUUCUCUCGAGAUGCUUGCCAUUACAUAAACGUCCGAAGUAUACGGGUGCCAUGGGCGGUUCUGUUGGCAUCGCGCAGAUCACUUCGCCUACGCUCGGAGGUGUCUUUACGGACAAGGUAACCUGGAGAUGGUGCUUUUGGAUCAACCUCCCUCUGGGAGCAGUCACUUUCCUCACAGUUUUAUUUCUCGUCAAUAUUCCCUCUGAUCCCAAUUGCCAGUCCAAAGGCUCGGUAAAGGGUUUUCUUGAUCGAUUCGAUCUCAUCGGCACGCUAAUUCUAAUUCCCUGGGUGAUCUGUCUUCUACUGGCUCUUCAAUGGGGCGGUAGCCAAUAUCCUUGGAAUUCCUGGAGAAUCAUCCUUCUUCUCGUCCUCUUCGCCAUCCUUUUCCUCAUUUGGCUGUAUGUCCAGUAUAAGGAAGGUCAAAAGGCCACACUACCUCUGCAUAUCCUUAAACAACGAUCGAUGAUGGCCGGCAUGAUGUUCAUGUUCUGCUUAUUCACGGCCUUCUUUGUCAUCAACUACUAUGUUCCGAUCUGGUUCCAGUCCGUAAAGGGAGUAUCAGCGUACAAGUCAGGCAUAUACUUUCUUACAAUGAGUGCUGGUCUGUCUUUGGCCGUUAUAGCCUCAGGAUUUUUGACAACUCGAAUUGGCUAUUUCGUUCCCAAUAUGAUCAUGUCCACCAUACUCUCUUCGGUGGGAGCUGGUCUCAUUUAUACAUUUGAUCUCCACACGAGCACCGGCUUUUGGAUUCCAUCCCUGAUCAUCAUGGGAAUCGGUAUCGGCAUCGGCGCCCAGCAGCCCCUCAUGGCAGCCCAGACAGUCUUUAAAGGUCCGGAUAUUGCUCUAUCCACCUCAGCACUCAUCUUCACGCAAACUCUUGCAGGCACAAUCUUCCUGUCGGUCGCGGAGAAUAUCUUUCAAAACCAACUCGUCUCACAGCUUCGGAAGCUGGUCCCCGAGAUUGACCCACACGAUAUCAUCAAUAUCGGCGCUUCAAAUCUCCGACAGGUUAUCGAAGCAAAAUUUCCCCAGUACCUAACCGCUAUUUUAAAGGCAUACAAUAAUGCUAUACGCCACGUGUUUCUUUUAGCAGUCAUAUUUGCGUGUCUCAACGCCAUUCCUGAUGCUUUCAUGGAGUGGGUGAGCCCAGUAAAGAGAGGAAAGGCGGGAGCACAAGCACAAGUGAUGAACGGAAAGCCAACAGAAAAGGUUGAAGACGAAACUCCCAACACCAAAGCCGACGCAAAUAAAUCUUUCGCCUGA
This is a messenger RNA of Trichoderma asperellum CBS 433.97, 1728 nucleotides long. RefSeq lists its product as uncharacterized. NCBI's taxonomy places the organism in Eukaryota, Fungi, Ascomycota, Sordariomycetes, Hypocreales, Hypocreaceae. Gene Ontology annotation, cellular component: plasma membrane. Gene Ontology annotation, molecular function: transmembrane transporter activity. Gene Ontology annotation, biological process: transmembrane transport. The record is from RefSeq and is a predicted model, not a curated record.